UGUCAGCGCCAGGAUACCGUGUCCAAGCUCGCCGCCGCGGUGGACUCUGAAAACGCCGUUCUCGUGCGUGGGACGCCAGCCACCGGGAAAACGGUCCUGUGCCGAUUGCUCCGGGAAUACUACCUCGACCACAAUCGCAACGUGUAUCUCCUCCCUGUAUGGGGGCGCCAAGAAGCACCCCCCGGAUCCCCUUGGACUCAGUUCGGCUGGCGCCUGUGACAACGAGAUCCUGAGUUCGAUCCAACAUGGGCAUCGGUUCCUGCCAAGACGGUGAUUCUGAUCGACGAGGCUCAGGGUUCCUACCGCGACAUGAAGUUCUGGAAUACGGUCAUCAAGGAUGUGCAAUCUGGGCUUCGCCUGGGGGAUAUCAAGAUCUGCCUUUUCGCAUACUAUGGACACCCUGUGACCGGCGUGAAUUGGAGGGACCUGGACUAUGCAUAUACUCCGACGACGUUUGGUAUCGCGUCGCAUAUCGCACUGGCCCCUCGACCUGGCCUGUAUUCGGUAAGUAUCGGCUUGUUUUACACCGUAGACGAAGUUCGUGAAGUUGUAGCACUUCGGACGACACGGGGGUUCGAUGACGAGUUCACGAUUGAUCGCACGGCUAUGGAUUACUUGUAUAAGCUGACAAGUGCGCAUCCCGGGAUGGUGGCCGCCAUGGUCGAUAUCCUUUUCAAUGCGCAUUGCGAUCUUAGUAAACAGGGAAAAAUCCAUACGAUCACAAUGGACCACGUGCUGGAAGUCUUGAAGGAUGAGAGUCAAUUCUUUAAGUCAAUCGACAACCAUGGGGCUUUUCGCUCAUUUCCUUCCCACUCCGCGUUGACGUCCAAGGCUCUUGAUGUACUGGGCCAGAUCUUAGCCAAAGGAAGCAUAUCGUUUGACUUCGACGAUGCGGCAAUGUGGAUGUGCUACAUGCGGGGCUGGGUUCACCGGACACUUCAGGAAUAUACAUCUGAGGAUGUUGUUGUCCUGCCGUCGCGCCUACACGAAAUGUAGGUUCCUACACACAUAAUACCUUGGCUACAUCAGAAUUGACUCGAUCUCAGGUGGGUUGACU
This is a messenger RNA of Aspergillus fijiensis CBS 313.89, 1057 nucleotides long. RefSeq lists its product as uncharacterized. The coding region runs from base 310 to 996 and encodes 228 amino acids. The record is from RefSeq and is a predicted model, not a curated record. NCBI's taxonomy places the organism in Eukaryota, Fungi, Ascomycota, Eurotiomycetes, Eurotiales, Aspergillaceae. The transcript has 2 exons.